This is a messenger RNA of Paramisgurnus dabryanus, 3791 nucleotides long. Lineage: Eukaryota; Metazoa; Chordata; Actinopteri; Cypriniformes; Cobitidae. The record is from RefSeq and is a predicted model, not a curated record.
GGAAGAAAGUUGAGAUUUCUGUUGCUUUCAGUAAGGAUAGAAUACAACACGUUUAUAGCCACAGUCUUCUAUUUUCUGUAACUUAACUUGUUAUUAACAUGCUAGUGAACAUCCUGCUGCUUGAAGAAAGCAGUCAAUUAUUCGACAUAUUUACAAACUUUCGUAUUUAAACGUCGUUUUUGGAUUUUGAAGAUUCUUCAUGCAGAAUCAUGCACAUUUUCAGCGUUUUAGUAACGCUGAUGCUUCACAUAAACGCUCACUGCAUGUUUCUGAAUGUGACAUCACAGGACCGAUUAAACAUAAUCAUGAUUAUGGCUGAUGCAUUUGAUGGGAGGUUAAGUUUUCACCCAGGCAAUAAAGUUGUACAACUGCCUUACAUCAACUAUAUGAGGGGAAUGGGUAGUGUUUUUCUCAAUUGUUACACCAAUUCACCCAUCUGCUGUCCUUCAAGAGCAGCUAUGUGGAGUGGACAGUUUGUUCAUUUAACUCAGGCCUGGAACAACUAUAAAUGUCUUGAUCACAAUGCUACUACAUGGAUGGAUCAAUUACAAAAGAGAGGUUAUCAUACUCAUGCCAUGGGGAAAUUGGAUUACACAUCAGGAGGUCACUCUGUCAGUAAUCGUGUGGAGGCCUGGACCAGAGAUGUGCCAUUUUUAUUGAGACAAGAGGGUCGUCCAGUCAUAGACCUGGUGGGUGAUAUGUCCACAAACAGGGUCAUGACUAAAGAUUGGAACAUAACUGAUGCUGCAGCCCACUGGAUCAAACACACAGCUACAUCUCUCUCCCAGCCAUUUGCAUUAUAUCUGGGGUUAAAUCUUCCUCACCCCUACCGCACAGACUCCCUAGGGCCCACAGCUGGAGGCUCCACCUUCCGCACCUCUCCAUAUUGGCUUGACAAGGUUUCUUAUGAGCAUGUGACUGUGCCGAAAUGGUUACAGUUUAAAGAUAUGCACCCUGUGGAUUACUAUUCCACCUUUACCAAAAACUGCAGCGGCAACUUCACAGACCAAGAGAUCAGAAACAUACGAGCUUUUUACUAUGCCAUGUGUGCUGAAACAGACAGCAUGUUAGGUGAGGUGAUCGCUGCUGUCAGAGACACUGGCUUAUUAAAGAGCACAGUCAUUCUGUUCACCUCCGAUCAUGGAGAUCUAGCCAUGGAACACAGGCAGUUCUACAAAAUGUCCAUGUUUGAGGGGAGCUCUCAUGUCCCUUAUCUCAUAAUGGGCCCUGGAAUAAAGUCUGGCUUUGAAGUUAGCUUACCUGUCUCACUAGUGGACAUAUAUCCAACUGUGCUUGAUCUUGCUGGUGUUUCAAAGCCAGGUGGUCUCAGUGGACACUCGCUGGUUCCUCUGGUGUCUGUGGUCAGCGGUCGGUCAGCUGAGGCUCAUCCUGGGUGGGUGCUCAGUGAAUAUCAUGGUUGCAAUGCUAAUGCAUCGACAUACAUGCUGAGGAUAGCUGAGUGGAAGUACAUCACAUAUUCAGAUGGCCUGACUGUUCCCCCACAGCUCUUUAAUUUGUCCAAAGAUGAAUCAGAAUUGAGGAAUGUAGCGGCACUUUUCCCUGAUGUGUGCCAGACCUUGGACAAGCAGUUGCGUGUGAUUGUUGACUACCCUUCUGUAUCAAAAGCAGUUCAACAGUACAACAAGCAACAGUUUCUAGAUUGGAUGCAAAGCCUUGGGGAACAUUACUCUGAGGUCAUAAGUAAUCUGCGCUGGCAUGCCGACUGGCAAAAGGAUGCAAAGUUUAAUGAGAAAAAAAUUGAGAAGUGGCUUGCAGGGUUGAAAUGACAGUACAGUAUUAUUAUUAUAUUAAUUUAUUAAUUGUAUGUCACUUGUUGUUUUAUGGUGCAACAUUUUUCAUGGUUUGAUAAUUCAGUGUAUUGUCACAAGAACAAAUUCUGCUGUAUUCUGCUCAGUUCACCACCAAGAGCUGAGUGCAGUUGUCUUGUGCCAAUGUAUGGUAAUAUUAUUUUUUGAUAGUACAUGUUUUAAAAGAAAAGUGGUUUAGGCAUACAUCAGACUAUAACCAGCUAAAAACAGGCUUCUCAGUAGGGCGGCAAAAAAUUAACAUGCAAAUUUGCAUUAAGCAAUUAUGCGGACACUAAUGGACACUAAUAUAGUUAAAAUGAUUGUACACUAAUAUAGUAAUAUUGUUAACAUUAUGGUUAUUGUUAAAGUGUGAACGGCCCUUUAGGGACUUUGCAAACAGUUUGGCAACACUGUGUGAGAAAAACGGAAUUUCCCCAUCUUAAUUUUAAUGUGCUGCAUGCUUUCAGUUUCUUUUCACUGGAACAGUUUCUAACCUUAGUCUGCUAUCGAUCAAUGUUUUGGCUGUAUUGCGUAUAACCAAUUAAGUUUAAACCUGUUAACCCAUAUUUUGAAGGAGGUAGGAUCGGAUUUUUAUAUACAGUAUGUAUGUAUGUAUUUAUGUAUAAACAUACAAUAUAUCAAAUGAAAGAACAGCCCCCCUGAUUAAAAAAGAAAAUUCUUCCUAUGUUCUCUUUUUAUCACCUCUCAUAUAUGGAAAGGUUUCUUCAGAAAGACCCAAUUUUUUUGCAAAAAGCAGAGAUAAUUGCAUUCAGUCCCAAAUAUGUAGUAUUGAAUGUUGAAUCCUGCUCUUAAACUUUCAGCUUUGCAUUUCAUUGUGGCACUGGAUUUAUUUGUUUCCCUUUGUUAAAAUGCAAUGAAAAUGUAACACAAAUUUGCGGCCAAAAAAAACCCCCCUGAAAAUGAAUGGCAGAAAAUGAAUGCUACUUGAACAUGUGUGCUAGAAGAAACUUUGAGAUGUAUAAUGCACACUGGAAAACUCUUCAAACUGAAUAUCUAAAGUAAACACCAGCUGCAACUGCUGAAAUCGUGCUAAGAUCUGAAAUACACAUAGAAGUUUAUUUGAAGUAUGCCAGAAAAAAUAAGCAUGAACAAUGCACUCACACAGCCCCAACAGAGAUUAAAAAGACCAUAAAUAAACUAGAAUGUGUUAAAAAUAUUAAACACUAGAUGGCAGUAAUAUACUAUUUAAGUUGGAAACUUGAUAAAGUUUUGUGAGUGUGAAUGCAACAGAGGAAGUAAUUUUUGAAACUGAAAAAGAUGUGUUUGUAUUAUUGUGUGCCUAUUUGAAAAUGUACAAUAAUGUUGGUAAGAAUUUAGGGAGAUUAUGGCUAGAGAUGCUUCUAUAGGCGGAUAAUUACAUUUUUUUGUAACUACAUAAUAAUUACAUAUGUCCAAUCUCAAAUUUUACAGUAUGUGUACUGUUUGGAACAUGCAUGUUAAGUAUCAAGAGUUUAUCAAAUUUUCACCAUUUCAUUAAACAAAAAAUGACCCCUUUUGGGGGCAAGCUCAAGAACGAGAUCCUCCUAAUGACAGAAGGCCAGGUUUGUGUACUGUCUGUUAUAUCUGUGAAACUGAAAACUAGUCCAGUCAGUGUGGUUAGUUUAGACCUCGAGCUGAGUCUCGGUUCUUCUUCAAGAACAGUAAGCCAAAUUGCUUUACCAUAUAUGUCAAGAGUAGUGAGUGAGACAGCAUUUUGUAGUAGACUUAUUAUGCAUAGAAAACUUUGAAUAAUGGUCUGGGUGGCUGCUCACAUAAACAGACAUAUUUAUUACUUUUCCUACGAUGUCUUGAUAUCUCUUUUGCUUUGAAUGCACUUUAAAAUAAGAAUGAGAAGAAAACUAUGGACAAAUUCAUAAUUUUGUAAAAUGACUAAGCCUAAAACCAUUAUUUUUUACUUUGCUCUGUAUAAUGCAAAAACUGCAAUAAAUCCAUACAAAAAGAAAAGAGGCAUUACUGUGUUUA